GUAUGGUUCCGGAACUAGUGUCUAUUAUUUUCUUCUAUUGCACAAAAUACGUUCAUCGUACGUAAAUAUCUCAAUUGCGAAAUUUCAUUCAUUCGUUUAACAGUUCGAUUCUUUGUGUCAUCCGCCGACAUCCACCUAACGAAAUGGCAGAUCAAGAAGAAACCACCAGCCCUGAUAUCUACGUUGAACCCAUUGUCAAACUCGAGCCAGUGGAUGUCAAAAGCAUGGAGGAGGAUGAAGAGGAACUAGUCAAAUUGAGGGCAAGGCUUUAUCGAUACGCCAAUGAGGAAAGUCCUGCAGAGUGGAAAGAGAGAGGAACGGGAGAGAUCAAACUAUUGAAGAAAAAAGAUGAUCCUGAUGGUCAUGUUAGGGUACUCAUGAGAAGGGAUAAGACAUUCAAGAUAUGUGCAAAUCAUUAUAUCCAGUCACAUAUGGUCCUGAAGCCAAACUGUGGCAGUGAUAAAGCCUUUGUUUGGAACACGCUAGCAGACUUUGCUGAUGAAGAACCUAAACAAGAGACCUUAGCUAUCCGCUUUGGCAAUGCAGAGAAUGCGAAGAAAUUCAAGGAGAAAUUUGAAGAAUGUCAAAAAGUGCUGAAAGAGGCUGCUGCAGCCAAACAGCUUGAACUACUUGAGAAGAUCGGAGGUUCUAUUAAUCAGCAAGCGGAAGCUGAAAGUCAGGAAGAAAAAUCCGAUGAGAAACCAGAGAAUGAGUCCAAGCAGGCUGAGAAGUCGGAGAAAGAUGCUGAUGAUGUAGCGGAGAAGCUUGGUGGAAUGACGGUGAAAGACGCUGAGAAGACAACAGAUGGAGAAGCACCUAGCAAGGAAACGGUGAAGGCAGAUGAAGAAACAAAGGGAGAGGAGAGUAAAAAGGAGACAACAAAAGAAGAUGAAGGUGGAAGCGGGGAUUCCAAAGAUGCCUCUUGAAACAGACUUUCUCCAUCUUCUAUUUAAAGGGGUGGUUUCAAUCCAGGGAUGGCUAUUUUUUAGUAACACCAAAAAUAUAAAAUUUCAUCAUCAGAGAGACUUUUGGAUGAUUUGAAGGGCAGUUUGGACGACCAUCGGAAAUAGUCGGGGAAAGUCUUAUUUAUAUCUACUCUCUGCCUAGGUGAAGGAGACAAUUGGGUUCCUAAGGAAAACAGAAUCUUGUUCCAUAUCGUCAUUUCAUCUGCUAAUGAUAUGAUACAUGUGAUUGACUUCUAAAAAACCCAACAAAUUAUUGGUUGUAGACGGAUACUUGUUCCAGGGUCUGCGGAGGUUAAAAUUCUAGCUAAUCCUACACCUUGUACUUAUGUGGUAAAACAAUUUUCCACUCUAAUGGUAUAUCUGUAUUAAUAAUUUUGUAAUCUCCCUAUGUGUUUUUCUUGGUCAUAUUCCACUUAUCAAAUUUAAUGGUUGCAAGAGAUUAUGUGGAAAGAGGCAAAUUAAAUCUGUCAUUUGUUUAUGAUUCCAGAAUCAUGUUACCAAUGUUUUAAGCCAAUGAGUAGCAAAUUCUGUAAUUCCCAUAUCCGUUCCAGUAGGUAAAUGAGUUUUAAACAUAGCAGUCUGAUUGACAGAAUAACUUGAGUGAGGCUAUGUAUCCAAUAGAGUAUAGAUGUGAGCUUUAUGAGUCAGUCAUUUCAACGAUUGUUAGGGUGACUUAUCAGUUGGUAUACUACCACUUGGUCUAAUUCUCUGUUCUUGACAUGGUCUAUACCAAUUUUGUCUACAACCUGUUCGUCUAUUAUCUAUUUCAUCUAAUUUCCACCAAGUCUAAUUUCCAUUUUUUUUAAUGACUAGUUUGGAUAAAAAUGAUUGGUAUAACAGGACACAAUAUUGUUGCCCUUGUAUGGAUGUGAAAUAAUGGAGAAAUCUCAGGGGCAUCAAAAAGAUUAUUUUGUAAAUAAGGAACUGUUAAAAUAACUCAAUAUUUGGGCUUAUUUUAAUUUAUAUUGAAGGAAAAUUGACUUUGUAAAUGGAUGAAAACGGUGGAUGCAGUAAUACAAGAAAUGGGUCGAAACUUCAGGAUAAUUUACAUUGGACAGAUUCUUGUAAAUUGGAGUAUUUUAAAUAGGUCAUGCUAGUCAUAUGUUUACCAAGAAUCAGUUUGGGUGGCUGUCUGAACAAGGCAAAUUGGAAAGAUCUUUGUACAAAAUCAUUUGAGAAUAUACCGUUUCAUAUACAGUCUACCUUUCAGAUUGUCUCUGAAUUUUACACAUUGUUUUCUUCUGAUAUAUUUUGCUUUUACAAUAAGUAUUCAAAUGUGGAGUUGUAAUUGUAACUGGAAAUCAUAAAUUCCUUUUAUAUAUAAGGCUUAGAGCCAGGACCAAUUAAAAUUAAAGAUGAGGUAUUCACUAGAUCUGCCAUGUGAUCUAGGUAUAGUAAAUGGAUUCUUUGCAUUUUACCUUAAGUGUAUGGAGUGCUGUGGAGUUUUCAUGGAUUAAACCCUUAUGUCAGAGUUGGCACCUCAUAGUACACAUUAAUCACAGAGCUGCUACAUAUAUUUAUUUAUGUUUGGACCAUGAGGAGCUCUUACCAUCUUUGCAAUGCUUGUAUGCCUGGUUCAGAAGCUUAGCAUGAUUAUGUACAUGCCUGACAGAAAUGAAAUUUCUUAAAAGAAUGAUUUCUUGUAAUACAAAUUGAAUUUCAAGCUUGAUUUCAUAAAUUAAUGGUCAUUCUUGGUAUUGUUAAUUACAAUUUGUUUUUAGGCUGUUUGGUCAUACUUUAAGUGAAUACAAUAUAAAAACAAGCCCCCCUGUCUUUUUAGGUUGUCAAAAUGACUCAGCCUUUUUAUUAUAUUAGGGUUGUGAGCGCAAGACCAUUGCUAGCUCAGCUUAUUGAGAUAAGUUCAUUAUAUUCUCACUUCAAUGACAAUUAUAGAUGGAGGUAUGUUAUAUUUCAGAUUUAGAGUCAAACCUCUUUCUUUCACAAGCCUUGUUGAUUGCAUUCAUCAAGAAGAGAUAAGAUUGCAAUUUGAAAAUGAGACUGAAAUCGUUUCCAUUUUAGAUCAUUGGCAUCCAUUUUGAAAGUACUACCGUUAAAAAUAAACAGUUUAUUUUGGUAAUUGAUGAAUGCUUAUUGUAAUUGUAUCCAAUUCUUUGGUGCAUUAUUAUUUUUUUAUAUAAGAUGUGAUUAUAGAGAGAUGUGAUUUAACCAUUCCAUGCAUGCAAAUAUUAUUAAACAUUAACACUGUUUAUAUAACCCCCCCCCCCUCCAGCCCACUUGACCUCAAAAAUGUCGUUUGAGACAGUCAAUUUGUGUAGAACUUACUAUUUAUUGAAACUUCCACUGACACUUUGAUUUUGAUUGUCUGUUACCAUGGUAGUUGCCAUCAAUAGUAAGUUCAGUGCAAUCAGAUUUUUGCUUUGAAGCAGAAAUUCUACGUAUUAAUUUCUAACAAGAUAAAUCUAAAUGAAUGCUGCUGCUGUGCUAUGUUUGAUUAGGAUUUAAUGAGAUUUACAUGCCAUUGAAGAAAAGUCAGCAUUUUCCCAUUACUUGUUGGAUAUUUUGUAAUUUUCUCGAUACUUAUUUUUUUUCAGGUCAAGAUUAAUUUGCUGCAAAUUAAGUCAUUUGUAAUGUGUGUGUUAAUUUAUUAUUACUUUUAAAUUUUAGUCGCCCGUAAAAGAGUUAUGCGAAAAUGUUUUUGUAUGCUGGUAUAUCAUAUUACACCACACAGGAUUGUAUUAAAAUGUUCAAUAAAUAGCA
Molecule: messenger RNA, 3683 nt
Organism: Lytechinus variegatus (green sea urchin)
Lineage: Eukaryota; Metazoa; Echinodermata; Echinoidea; Temnopleuroida; Toxopneustidae
Gene: ranbp1
Product: ran-specific GTPase-activating protein-like
Exons: 7
Coding region: 144-926 (260 amino acids)
Biological process (GO): nucleocytoplasmic transport
Cellular component (GO): cytoplasm; nuclear pore
Molecular function (GO): GTPase activator activity
Source: RefSeq, a predicted model, not a curated record